This is a messenger RNA of Motacilla alba alba, 2832 nucleotides long. It is a transcript of the gene AGBL5, whose product is annotated as ATP/GTP binding protein like 5. NCBI's taxonomy places the organism in Eukaryota, Metazoa, Chordata, Aves, Passeriformes, Motacillidae. Gene Ontology annotation, biological process: proteolysis; protein deglutamylation. Gene Ontology annotation, molecular function: zinc ion binding; metallocarboxypeptidase activity. The transcript has 14 exons. The record is from RefSeq and is a predicted model, not a curated record. The coding region runs from base 76 to 2679 and encodes 867 amino acids.
UUGCUGUUGCCGGGCUGCCGGCCCGGCCGUGCGGCGGCCGUCCCGGGGCGAUGCCGGUGCCGGGCCUGCCGGGCCAUGGAGAUCCGCUGCGGGGGGCUCCUCUUCAGCUCGCGCUUCGACUCGGGCAACCUGGCGCACGUGGAGCAGGUGCGGCCCGCCGAGCCGGGGGGCGGCCCCGCCGCCCGCGCCAGCGCUCUCCCCGCCGCCGACUACGAGUUCAACGUGUGGACGCGGCCCGACUGCGCCCACACGGAGUAUGAGAACGGCAACAGGUCGUGGUUCUACUUCAGCGUGCGGGGGGGAGCCCCGGGGAAGCUGAUCAAGCUGCACAUCCUGAACAUGAACAAGCAGAGCCGGCUGUACGCGCAGGGCAUGACCCCCUUCGUGCGCACGCUGCCCGUGCGGCCGCGCUGGGAGCGCAUCCGGCAGCGCCCCAGCUUCCAGGUGGUGGAGACGCAGUUUGUGCUGUCCUUCGUGCACCGCUUCCUGGAGCACCGCGGGGCCACCACCUACUUUGCCUUCUGCUACCCCUUCUCCUACACCGAGUGCCAGGACAUGCUGGCACAGCUGGACGGCCGCUUCCAGGACUGCAGGCACAUGUCCCCCAGCAGCCCCCUGGACUCGGUCUAUUACCACCGGGAGCUGCUGUGCCACUCGCUGGACAAGCUGCGUGUGGACCUGCUGACCAUCACCUCGUGCCACGGCAUGCAGGAGAAGCGGGAGCCCCGGCUGGACAAGCUUUUCCCAGACACCAGCACACCCCGGCCUCGCUGCUUCACUGGGAAGAGGGUGUUUUUCCUCAGCAGCAGAGUGCACCCAGGAGAAACCCCCUCGAGCUUUGUCUUCAACGGCUUCCUGGACUUCAUCCUGCGGGAGGAGGAUCCCCGCGCCCAGAUGCUGCGGCGCAUGUUCGUGUUCAAGCUGAUCCCCAUGCUGAACCCCGACGGGGUGCUGCGGGGCCACUACAGGACCGACUCGCGCGGGGUGAACCUGAACCGGCAGUACCUGCACCCCGACGCCGAGCUGCACCCCGCCGUCUACGGGGCCAAGGCCGUGCUGCUCUACCACCACAUCCACAGCCGCGUGCUGCCCGGCUCUCCGGACUGGAGGACGUUUGUCUCCCCUCUCAGCACCGGCUCGCUGAGCUUAAAAUCUCCCAACUGUCCCACCCCUGCCGCGGAGGCCGCGUUAUCAGAGCUGGACAAAACCAACAACCUCCGCAACUCCCCCGGCGCCUGGCGUGCCGGCACCGGCCCCGGGACGCUGGCCCGGGAUGCCCAGCUGUCCGACAGCACCGAGCCGGCCGCCUGGAUCCUGCCGUCGAGCCACAGCAGCGGGCACCGUGAGGAGGGGCCGUGGGCGCCUGCCCCAGCCGCCGAGCCCGGCGCUGCCGAGCCCGCAGAGCCCAUCGCGCCCCGGGACAGUGGCCUGGCUUACUACGUGGACCUGCACGGGCACGCCUCCAAGCGCGGCUGCUUCAUGUACGGCAACAGCUUCAGCGACGAGAACGACCAGGUGGAGAACAUGCUGUUCCCCAAGCUCAUCUCCCUGAACUCCCCUCACUUUGACUUCACGGGCUGCAACUUCUCGGAGAAGAACAUGUACGCGCGGGACAAGCGCGACGGGCAGUCCAAGGAGGGCAGCGGCCGCGUGGCCGUCUACAAGGCCCUGGGCAUCAUCCACAGCUACACCCUGGAGUGCAACUACAACACGGGGCGCUCGGUGAACAGCAUCCCAGGGGCCUGCCACGACAACGGCCGUGCCAGCCCGCCGCCGCCGCCCGCCUUCCCCUCCCGGUACACCGUGGAGCUCUUCGAGCAGGUGGGCCGGGCGGUGGCGGUGGCAGCCCUGGACAUGGCCGAGUGCAACCCCUGGCCGCGGAUCGUGCUCUCGGAGCACACCUGCCUGGGCAACCUGCGCGCCUGGAUGCUGAAGCACGUGCGGGGGCUGCGCGGCACCGCCGGGGCCCCGCGGAGGAGAGGAGGUGCCAGGACCCCCCCCAGGAGCUCCACCGGGCUGCCCACCUCGGCCUCUGACAACGCACUGGCCCGGGCCAGGAGCUUCAGCAACGGCCCCAGUGUGAGCGGGGGCAGCCAGCAGGACUCCCCCCGGAUCCGAGCCUCCCCCAGCUUCACCUUGGGCAGCCCCCCCAGGCCCCCGGCCCCGGCCGCGGCCUCCCAGAGCCCCGGGAGCGGCGGCAGCGCCCCGGCCCCGGGCAGAGCUGCCCAGGCUGAGCAGACGUCCCCUGCCCCAGGACACAGCCCGGCUCAGAGGUCACAGCUGUGCCCCCAGCUCCUCACUCCCGGGCCCGUCCCCAGGGGCAGCCGGGCAGCGCCGAGCGCCGGCCACGGAGCACGGGAGGCCCAGCGAGGCGUGCAGGAGCUCCAGGACGUGGCACCUCUGCAGGUGCUCCCCAUGAAGCUGAACGCCCGCAGAGCCCCAGGAAGGCCCGGGGCUGCGCCCGGAGGCCCCCGCGCCCCCCCUGAGCACCGAGAGACCCUUCCCGUGCUGGGGCAGCGGCCCGUUCCCCGAGCCGCGGCCCCGCCGUACCGGGCAGCGCCACCGCGGCCCUGCUCCGCCCCGUGCCUGCGGCGCCCGGGCAGGGCCCCGGUAGCGGCGCCGCAGCACCGAUCGCCCCUGGCGCGGCUGCUGCCCACGGCGCCCCUGCUGCUGCGCUGAGCCCGCGGGGGCUGAUGACGCCACGCGGGUGUGUCGUGUAUCAUCGUGUUUCCGUUAAAGCCGGUUUGGAAGGAGCUCGGCCUGGCGCCUCCGGGGCUGCAGCGAGGCCUGGCGGGAGGGAGGGCGGGCGGGCGGCGCGGGGCAUGGCGGGGC